AUGGUCAAGAUGUUGGAGCCUACCUCCAUUGUAGUAGAACACGUCGAAGAUGACCGCAAGGUUUUCGUGUCUCGCGUUCCUCUUAAUUUUUCGCAGGCAUCAAUCAAAAGGCUGAUCGAGGGAAGUGUGGGUGCCGACGUGGUCCAGGAGGUUGUCUUUACGUACGAUAACGACGAGCAAGCGAUAGGCGGCGACUCAAAAUCUAAACACAAGGGAUACGCGUUUUGCGUCAUGGAAAACGUCGAUAGCGCGGCGGCCGCAAUCUCAUUGGGUAUCGUAAAAGGAGGUCGGACAGAAACUUCAAAGAAAUCGCACACGUUGUAUUUGUCUGCGUAUAAGCAUGAAGCGAAAGACGAGAAAGAAAUUCCCGACAUCUGUUUCUUAUGGAUUCACAAAAGGUGUCCUUACGGGGAAAAUUGCAAGUUUGUACACCACGGCAACGGAGGAGUUUUGGAUCAACGUGCUGUUUCCGCUUUUCCGAAACCGAGAAAGUGCUGGGACUUUAAAAAAGGAAAGUGCAAAAUGGGCGAUACUUGUCCUUUUUCCCAUGAAGGAAUUGAGCCCAUUUCGAUCAAGGAAAAAAUCGAUCGUCCUUCCUCGGAAAAGGAUUGCAUCAACUGGAAAACAAAGGGAAAAUGUCGAAAGGGUGAGACUUGUCCAUACCGUCACAGCGUCUCUCUUCGUGAGCAAGCUAUUGCCAAACUCGCAACGAAUCGGCCUGGCGAGUCUGCUUUCCAGACGGUAGCACCGGGCAAGAGGACUAGUGAGCCCCUUUCCGUUCGCGUCUUUGGAUUGAACUACGAAACAAAAGAAAGCGAUGUUCGUGACUUUUUGGCACCCUGCGGUACCAUUAUGAAUGUAUCGUUUCCUUGCUGGAAUGAUAGCGGGCGGAGCAAAGGCUACUGCGAAGUACUAUUUCAAAGUCCCAAAGCCGUGGCGGCGGCAACCGCACUGGACGGCUCUGACCUACACGGACGUUGGCUUUCCAUCCAAGCAGGCAAGAU
Phaeodactylum tricornutum CCAP 1055/1 is the source of this 1004-nucleotide messenger RNA. RefSeq lists its product with no specific name. The record is from RefSeq and is a predicted model, not a curated record. The annotation marks the transcript as partial. Gene Ontology annotation, molecular function: RNA binding; metal ion binding. NCBI's taxonomy places the organism in Eukaryota, Bacillariophyta, Bacillariophyceae, Surirellales, Neidiaceae. The transcript has a single exon.